This is a messenger RNA of Panonychus citri (citrus red mite), 2917 nucleotides long. Its product is annotated as protein gooseberry-like. Gene Ontology annotation, biological process: anatomical structure development; regulation of transcription by RNA polymerase II. The record is from RefSeq and is a predicted model, not a curated record. Gene Ontology annotation, molecular function: DNA-binding transcription factor activity, RNA polymerase II-specific; RNA polymerase II cis-regulatory region sequence-specific DNA binding. Lineage: Eukaryota; Metazoa; Arthropoda; Arachnida; Trombidiformes; Tetranychidae.
UUCCUGCUCUCUACUCUGAUGGCACUCCUAUUAGCUAGUAUUACCCACCUUCCUCCUCAAAACCCACCCCACCGUCGACCCGACAUCCAAUCACAAUCAAGAAGGUUGAAUAAGUUUCAAUCCAGUUGAGAAAAAUUCACUUCACAGAAUAGGUUAACAUUCAAUUGAUCAACAUCAUCAAGUUAAUUUUACACAAUUUAAUUUGAUUAAACUUUAAUCUCCCAAGUUAAUCAAUCGUUGUUUGUUUUUCUAUCACUCCAAUCCAUCUUUAAUCAUCCUCAUCCUCAUAUUCAUCAUCAUCAUCGUCAUCACCAUUAUCAAUAUCAUCUUCAUGUUCAUCUUAUAAACCAUAUUAUUAUUAAUUAUCUCCAUCUGAUCAACUUAAUUCAACCAAUUAGUUUAUCUUCAUCAAUAAUUAAUUUCCUCUCAAUCAAAUUUAACUGUGAUUCUAUUAAGUGAUUAAUGAUAAUUGAAAAACUAUUAAUUGUUGUCUCUUCAAUAUAAUAUUUCAUUGUUUCUGUUUUUCUAACUCUCCAAUUAAUUGUAAGAACAAGAAAAACUUAAAUAAUUUGAUUACAAUCAACAAAUUGUGCUCAAUUUUGUUCACAUGUUAUUGGUUUUCCAAUAGUUUCAAACAAUUUAUUUUAAUUGUUUCUCCGCUGUGGUUUCUUGUGUUUAUAUUGUUUUUUUUUGCGCUUCUUUCAAUUGUGAUAAUUGUUCAUUCUAAUUAGUGUAAUUAUAAAUGUCAUUAAAUGAUUUUGGGAAUAUGUCAGCCACAAGUCCACUCAGUAUACGACCCUUUUUGACCGGUUACCCUUUUCAAGGUCAAGGAAGAGUGAAUCAACUUGGAGGUGUUUUCAUCAAUGGGCGACCUUUACCUAAUCAUGUACGCUUGAAAAUUGUUGAACUCGCGGCCGCCGGUGUCCGACCUUGUGUUAUAUCCCGACAAUUAAGGGUCUCCCAUGGAUGUGUAUCAAAAAUACUCAAUAGAUAUCAGGAAACGGGAAGCAUUCGUCCAGGAGUGAUUGGCGGAAGUAAACCAAGGAUCGUUUCCCCGGAAGUGGAAAGACGAAUAGAAGAGUAUCGUCGAGAGAAUCCGGGAAUUUUUUCCUGGGAAAUUCGUGAAAAAUUAAUGAAAGAAAAUUUAUGUGAUAGGCAAACGGCUCCAUCUGUAUCCGCUAUAAGUCGAUUACUUCGAGACGGAAAUGGAAAUAAUGGAAAUCCGAGCGGUGGCGGCGGCGGAGGAGGAGGAGGUGGUGGAGGUGGUGGCGGUGGUGGUGGUAACUCAAAUUCAAAUGGAGCCAUGGGAGGAGGAAACGGAAUGGAUUCAAUGUCAACGAAAGCCGGUAAACAUAGCAUUGCGGGGAUUCUUGGUGGUGGUGGUAUCAAUGGUACUCAUGUCAGUGGUGGUGUUAUUUUGAAUGGUUGUGUUAUUGAUAGUGGUGAUGGUGGUGUUUGUAAUGGUGAAGGUGGUAUUGGUGGUGAUGGUGUUGGAGGUGGAGGAGGAGGAGGAGUAGAAGAGGAAAGAGGAGGAGGCAAUAUUAGUGGCGGUGGUAAUAUUUAUGUGGGAGGUUUAGUGACAACUAAUCACCACCACCACUGUCACCUUCAAAUGCCACCUCCACCAGAGUCUUGCAACAAAUCAAGGGAAACAGAUGAAUGUGAUGACGAUGGAUCAGAUUCUGAUACAGAACCUGGAUUAACGUUGAAACGGAAACAAAGACGAUCUCGAACUACAUUUACAGCAAUGCAAUUGGAAGAACUGGAAAAAGCCUUCGAGCGAACUCAAUAUCCGGACAUUUACACGAGGGAAGAACUUGCCCAAAGAACUAAAUUAAGUGAAGCCCGAGUUCAGGUAUGGUUCAGUAAUCGACGAGCUCGUUGGCGGAAACAAAUGGGAAGUCAACAAAUUCAAACCGGAUUUGGUUCACCCUUUGGUUUACCCACAAUGCACCCGAGUUAUAGUUCAUCAUCAGCACCUUCAUACUUCAUACCCACCACACCAUCGAGUGACCCUGUAUCAUAUUCAUCCCUUGGUUCAAGUCAAUCAGGAACAAAUUUACCAAGUAAUUCAACGUGGCCCAGUUGUAGUGAAUCAACUCGACAAACAACAUCAGUUAAUAGUCUAACAACAUCAGCUGAUUGUACUGGUUCAUAUCUAUCAACCGGAAGACUACCCUUCCAAACACAGUUUUCUAAUCCCAACCAUGUACCAACCUCAUUAUCAGCCGUUAGCUCAGGUUAUGGAAACAACAAUUUAACUCCAGUUAGUAGCAGUUACUUUCCAACUAAUCAUGUUUUCUGUAACAAUUUAAUGGACGAUUACGUUGUUUCACCCGAAAUUGGGUCAGUUUCUGGUUCCGUUGGUAUCUAAUGGUCACUUAUUUAGUCCCUGGACUUGCCCUUCCCAAUAAUUAACUAAUUGCUGGAUUAAUGAAAUUACUAUUAUAUUAUAUUAUUAUAUUAUUAUUAUUAAGUAUAAUUAUUAUUAUUAUUAUUAUUAUUGAUAUAAUUGACAUUGAAAUCACAUCAAAAACAAUCAACAAAUUGUCAUCAUCAGCAUCAUUAUCAUCUUCAUCAUUUCCUUUUCCGUUUUUCAUUUUUUUUUGUUCACCAUCAUCAUCGUCAUCAUCAUCAUCAAUUUUAAUUAUUAUGUAUUGAUAAUAUAUAUUAAUUAUAUAAUAGUUAGUUAAUUGCUACCAAAAUCAAUUUCAUUCUUAAAUUAAAUCAACAAAUCAUCAUUUUUUUUGCAUCUUUUUCUUGCAAAACUAAUGAUACAUAUUGACAACAAUUAAUAAAUCGUUGUGGUUUAAUAUUAAUCCAAUGUCAUAUUUAAAUACAUAUAAUUAAUUUUGAGGCAAUUAAUUAUUUUACAACAAUCAAAUGAACCAAAAUAAAAAAAUUAAUUCACAUUCAA